This is a messenger RNA of Procambarus clarkii (red swamp crayfish), 1689 nucleotides long. Lineage: Eukaryota; Metazoa; Arthropoda; Malacostraca; Decapoda; Cambaridae. The record is from RefSeq and is a predicted model, not a curated record.
AUGACGACGCGGGUCAUGGGGGACGCGGGUCAUGGGGGACGCAGGUCAUGGGUACGCAGGUCAUGGGGACGGGGGUCAUGGGGACGCAGGUCAUGGGGACGCAGGUCAUGGGGACGCAGGUCAUGGGGACGCGGGUCAUGGGGGACGCAGGUCAUGACGACGCGGGUCAUGGGGGACGCGGGUCAUGGGGGACACGGGUCAUGGGGACGCGGGUCAUGGGGACGCGGGUCAUGGGGAACGCAGGUCAUGACGACGCGGGUCAUGGGGACGCGGGUCAUGGGGAACGCAGGUCAUGACGACGCAGGUCAUGGGGACGCGGGUCAUGGGGGACGCAGGUCAUGGGUACGCAGGUCAUGGGGACGUGGGUCAUGGGGACGCAGGUCAUGGGGACGCAGGUCAUGGGGACGCGGGUCAUGGGGACGCGGGUCAUGGGGGACGCAGGUCAUGACGACGCGGGUCAUGGGGGACGCGGGUCAUGGGGGACGCAGGUCAUGGGUACGCAGGUCAUGGGGACGUGGGUCAUGGGGACGCGGGUCAUGGGGGACGCAGGUCAUGACGACGCGGGUCAUGGGGGACGCGGGUCAUGGGGGACGCAGGUCAUGGGUACGCAGGUCAUGGGGACGUGGGUCAUGGGGACGCGGGUCAUGGGGACGCAGGUCAUGGAGACGCAGGUCAUGGGGACGCAGGUCAUGGGGACGCAGGUCAUGGGGACGCGGGUCAUGGGGACGCAGGUCAUGGGGACGCAGGUCAUGGGGACACGGGUCAUGGGGACGCGGGUCAUGGGGACGCGGGUCAUGGGGGACGCAGGUCAUGACGACGCGGGUCAUGGGGGACGCGGGUCAUGGGGGACGCAGGUCAUGGGUACGCAGGUCAUGGGGACGUGGGUCAUGGGGACGCAGGUCAUGGGGACGCAGGUCAUGGGGACGCAGGUCAUGGGGACGCGGGUCACGGGGGACGCAGGUCAUGACGACGCGGGUCAUGGGGGACGCGGGUCAUGGGGGACACGGGUCAUGGGGACGCGGGUCAUGGGGACGCGGGUCAUGGGGAACGCAGGUCAUGACGACGCGGGUCAUGGGGACGCGGGUCAUGGGGAACGCAGGUCAUGACGACGCAGGUCAUGGGGACGCGGGUCAUGGGGGACGCAGGUCAUGGGUACGCAGGUCAUGGGGACGUGGGUCAUGGGGACGCAGGUCAUGGGGACGCAGGUCAUGGGGACGCGGGUCAUGGGGACGCGGGUCAUGGGGGACGCAGGUCAUGACGACGCGGGUCAUGGGGGACGCGGGUCAUGGGGGACGCAGGUCAUGGGUACGCAGGUCAUGGGGACGUGGGUCAUGGGGACGCGGGUCAUGGGGGACGCAGGUCAUGACGACGCGGGUCAUGGGGGACGCGGGUCAUGGGGGACGCAGGUCAUGGGUACGCAGGUCAUGGGGACGUGGGUCAUGGGGACGCAGGUCAUGGGGACGCAGGUCAUGGGGACGCGGGUUAUGGGGACGCGGGUCAUGGGGACGCAGGUCAUGGGGACGCGGGUCAUGGGGACGCGGGUCAUGGGGGACGCAGGUCAUGGGGACGCGGGUCAUGGGGACGCGGGUCAUGGGGACGCGGGUCAUGGGGACGCAGGUCAUGGGGACGCAGGUCAUGGGGACGCGGGUCAUGGGGACGCGGGUCAUGGGGACGCAGGAGAGUGCUUAG